Galeopterus variegatus (Sunda flying lemur) is the source of this 5055-nucleotide messenger RNA. It is a transcript of the gene VANGL2, whose product is annotated as VANGL planar cell polarity protein 2. NCBI's taxonomy places the organism in Eukaryota, Metazoa, Chordata, Mammalia, Dermoptera, Cynocephalidae. Gene Ontology annotation, cellular component: plasma membrane. Bases 191 to 1756 code for a protein of 521 amino acids. The transcript has 7 exons. Gene Ontology annotation, biological process: Wnt signaling pathway, planar cell polarity pathway; establishment of planar polarity; multicellular organism development. The record is from RefSeq and is a predicted model, not a curated record.
GAGCGUCGCUUGAUUUUCUCUGAGACAAGCCCACUCGUCCAGCAAAAUAGAGUCCCUCAGGGUGACGGUUGACUUCCUGAAGGUGCCUCUUGGCCUGAAGAAGCCAGUGCUGAAGGAGGUGGCUGUGGGGCCCCCCAAGAGGCCCCAGUCUGUGGCCCUGGAGCGCUACAAGGCACGGCGUUCAGACGCCAUGGACACCGAGUCCCAGUACUCGGGCUAUUCCUACAAGUCGGGCCACUCCCGCAGCUCCCGCAAGCACAGGGACCGCCGGGACCGGCACCGCUCUAAGAGCCGAGAUGGGAGCCGUGGGGACAAGUCGGUGACAAUCCAGGCUCCAGGGGAGCCCCUGCUGGACAACGAGUCCACGCGAGGGGAUGAGCGGGAUGACAACUGGGGGGAAACGACGACGGUAGUAACAGGCACCUCGGAGCACAGCAUCUCUCACGAUGACCUCACGCGCAUCGCCAAGGACAUGGAGGACAGUGUCCCGCUGGACUGCUCCCGUCACCUGGGCGUGGCGGCGGGGGCCACUCUGGCGCUGCUCUCCUUCCUCACUCCACUGGCUUUCCUGCUGCUGCCCCCACUGUUGUGGCGGGAGGAGCUGGAGCCGUGCGGGACAGCCUGCGAGGGCCUCUUCAUCUCCGUGGCCUUCAAGCUGCUCAUCCUGCUCCUGGGCAGCUGGGCUCUCUUCUUCCGCCGGCCCAAGGCCUCGCUACCGCGCGUCUUUGUGCUGCGUGCGCUGCUCAUGGUGCUCGUCUUCCUGCUCGUCGUCUCCUACUGGCUCUUCUACGGCGUGCGCAUCCUGGACGCCCGCGAGCGCAGCUACCAGGGCGUGGUGCAGUUUGCCGUGUCGCUGGUGGACGCCCUGCUCUUCGUGCACUACCUGGCCGUGGUCCUGCUGGAGCUGCGCCAGCUGCAGCCUCAGUUCACGCUCAAGGUCGUGCGCUCCACCGACGGGGCCAGCCGCUUCUACAACGUCGGCCAUCUCAGCAUCCAGCGCGUGGCAGUGUGGAUCCUGGAGAAGUAUUACCAUGACUUCCCUGUCUACAACCCUGCCCUCCUCAACCUGCCCAAGUCCGUCCUGGCCAAGAAAGUGUCUGGCUUCAAGGUGUAUUCCCUCGGAGAGGAAAACAGCACCAACAACUCCACCAGCCAGUCCCGGGCUGUGAUUGCAGCGGCGGCCCGGAGGCGGGACAAUAGCCACAAUGAGUACUACUAUGAGGAGGCUGAGCACGAGCGGAGGGUGCGCAAGCGGAGGGCCAGGCUUGUGGUGGCAGUGGAGGAGGCCUUCACGCACAUUAAGCGGCUGCAGGAAGAGGAGCAGAAGAAUCCCAGGGAGGUGAUGGACCCCCGGGAGGCAGCCCAGGCCAUCUUCGCAUCCAUGGCCCGUGCCAUGCAGAAGUACCUUCGGACCACCAAGCAGCAGCCUUACCACACCAUGGAGAGCAUCCUCCAGCACCUUGAAUUCUGCAUCACACACGACAUGACGCCCAAGGCCUUCCUGGAGCGAUACCUGGCAGCUGGACCCACCAUCCAGUACCACAAGGAACGCUGGCUGGCCAAACAGUGGACACUGGUGAGCGAGGAGCCGGUGACCAACGGGCUCAAGGAUGGCAUUGUUUUCCUCUUAAAACGCCAGGACUUCAGCCUGGUGGUGAGCACCAAGAAGGUCCCAUUCUUCAAACUCUCCGAGGAAUUUGUGGAUCCCAAGUCGCACAAGUUUGUCAUGAGGCUGCAGUCUGAGACCUCAGUGUGACUGUGCAACAGCAGGGAGAAUGGGAGACUCUGGGGGGCUCCUGAGGGGGUGGGAGGGGGCUUGGCUUUCAGGCCUGGCCCCACAUUCCUGCCACCCUUCAUCCUCCUGCUCUUGUUUUUUUUACUUGAAUUAACUUACCCACCCCCCCUCCAUUUCCUCCCCUCCUCCUUAUUGACCCUGUGUGAUCCUGGGGAGGCCGUCCUGCUGUGAACAGCACCUGGGGAGUCCCUCCGCCCCUUUUGUAUCACUCCAGGCCCUGCAGGAAUCAGUGCCUCUCUCCCUCUCCUUCCCUAACCUUUCCCUGCUGACGAUCUCUUCUGAAAGGGCACAGGGCCCUCCUGAUUGUACCCUCGUCUCCUGUUUCUCCACUUACACACCCAGUUCUUUCCAGGGGCUUCUGACGGGGCUUCUCUGGGGGGCAUGGAUAUGACUCCAGAGAGCCAUGGUGCCAAACUCCUCCAGGGCAGCAGCUCCCCAUCCUGUCUCCUGACCGUACCAGUAACAAACCCUGAGUUCCUGCCACAUAGCACCAGAGUUAGGAAUCCCCCCACCAGGGUUAUCUGCCUCCAGCUUAGAGUCUCCCAUCCCCAUCCAUGCAUAUUUAGAGCAAGGGAAGGUCCCCUCCUUUAUCCAGAAAUCUCUACCUUCCAUUUCUGAUUUGCAUGGUCACCUGUGACCACAGGCAAACCGAGGUGGAAACCCUCUGGGACCACUUUUCCUGGGCCUUACGGGAAGGUACCUUUCUUCCAAUGUGUCUUUCCUAGGCAGCCUCUGAGGGGAAGGGCAGGAUAGACCCCUGAGGUCUGGGAGAGACCCUGGUCACUGACCCUUGCCCUCAGAACCUGCCCUCACCUUUGUUUCUGCCCUUCCCAGUGAGGGAUGACAUGUAGACUCCUGUACAGACUGAGUGGCGUGCAGACCCUGACGCAACCCCUGUGGUCUAAGACAAGCAUUUUUCUUUCCUUCACCAGCCACCCUGAGACCUGCUGUCUUCUCUCGACUCCAGAGACCUGUCGCGUCACCUCUUCUGGGGGGAAGAGCCAGCAGCUCCCCUCAUCCCCUGCCUUAAGUCCAGUUCUUUGCCUCAGGGGUCUCUUUUCCUGGCCCUUCCAGGGUCCCUUGCUCUUCACUCCCUGCCGAAUUCUCUGGGUUCUGGGCUCCCUCUGUAUUGGGGUUAGGGACCAGGAUUAUUGCCUUUUGUGGGUACUUAGCCCCUCACCCUGUUUUAGCUUCCAAAGUCUUUGUACCAAAUCCAAAUUUUCAAUAGUUUAGGUCUCAUUUUGAGAAAAAUUUGAUGGCCCUGUAAUACAUAUUUUUUAUGUAAAUCUGAGCCUUUUAAUCAGACACUUUUAAAUUACGUAGUUUUCACAAAGGGGAAUGGAAAUAGGAAGCACCCAUAUACGUCCAGCCAGGAUCCACAUGGAGGACCAUGCCCCUGGGCCAGUCCUCUAAAUAACUCACAGUGCCCCUUCAGAGGCCCUUCUUUCCCCAAAGACACUGUUGGUUCCUGCCUUGCAGAGCACACCCUGGGGUGAGAUCCCUAUUGAUCUCUUACCUGGGAGGCUUCCUCUCUGCCUGGUGGCAGCCCUGGGGUGACGGAGCCUAGUGAUAGGGGGUUCUCCCGCUGUCCUUUCUGAAAAGGCACGACUGUCCACCCACCACUGGCUAGAGAGGGACUCAUAGCCAUUGUCCCCACUGGGAUGAGGUGCAGGGCUGACUUGGGCAGGGCCUCGGGCUAGGGCUGAAAGUUUUUGGAUAGGCCUGCGUGAAAUCCAUUCUUCACUGGAGGUCCUGAGAAGGUAUCUUUUCUUCUCUUCAAAAACCUGAUUUCAGAGGAGUCCCUUCCUGUCACAUAAAUACCUCACUAUCCUGGAAAACAGGGCCUGGAUGGUGAUUGGGGUCAUGGCCUUUGUGGGCAGGAGGGGAUGUGGUGUGGUUUGAGGAGUGGGCUGGGGUGGGGAGAGGGAAAGUGUUUGGAAUCUUAGUUGCUGCCCUAGGUUAGGGGUGGAGGAGUGUUUAUUUUAAAAACCUGCCAUGUUUUUAAUCACUGUGAUUUUUUUCAUUCCUUUUUCUUAAACAAAAAGAAUUUCUUCCCCCAAACUCUCUCUCUAAGCACUAAGGGCUGUGACUGAGAAUGGUAGCGUUUUUUGGUCCUUUGCGUCAGAACUGUGGUAUCUUUGUCUUCUUUGAUUAUUAUUGUUAUUAUUAUUUUUUAAAACUUCAGGAUAAAUUGUCAAGUGUAUGGCUGUGCGUUUGUCUUUUGUUUCUCCUGUAUGGGAAGUUGUCUUCAUGCUGUGAACUGCUGUGGGGGGUGCAGCUGACUCAGUUUCUCCGAGCAGUUUCCCCCACUAUGCCUGUCCCACCAUUCGGUGGAUUUUCUCAUUCUUCCGCUGCAAGGGCAUGCCUGUCUCUUGCACUCGCCCCCCCACCCCAUGUCACCAUAAGGGAUGUUGUGCUGGGUCUCUCCAGCUCUCUUGUUUCUAAGACUUCGUGGCGUCCUAGCUCAUCCCUACGAACCCACUCGGCCUUCCUUUUCAUUACUUUAGAACGCUUUCCCUUCUUCCCUCCACACCAGCACAUGGUGCCUCGGUCCUUUGCCUACCUCGCACUCUGCACUGUCCCCACUGGCCUCUUUCUCCUAAACUAGUCUAUGCUCUCUGUGUUCAUUCUUGUUUAUUUCCCUCUAGUCUCUCAUUUCUUCUCCCCCCCCCUCCAUUUCAGCCCUUAAUUUUUCACUUCCCCAUCCCCACUCAGUAUUCCUAGUGCAAACCCUGAUACAACACUUGUGAUGAGACUUUGGGAUCUCUGGAACCUUCCCAUCUGGGACAUCCAUUUCCCAGAGUUUGUGCAUCUCUCCUCUGCUGGGCCCAGAUGAGCUCCCUUGCCCCUCCAUGGUGUCCAUCAGUCUGUCUGUCUUCUCUUUCCUCUGCCCUCCCCAGGGGGCAGUAUCUGCUGAUGGAUUCAGUCCUGUUGUGUGAUUGUUGUGAUUUGUUCUUCUGUGUGCAAAAGGAAGGGGGCUUUUUGAGUCCCUUCCAAGUGAGAUUGUAAAUGUAGAAUCUUCCACUGUUGGAUCUAGAUUUUUUUUUUCUUUUUUUGGGUUACAGAGCUGAGACCUUGUGCAUGCAUGUAGAAAAUUGUAUAAUGUAAAUUUUUUUUUUAAUAUAUAAAAAGCUUGUUUUUACAGUUUGCGGUGGAUCUAAACAUUAUGGCAAUUUUAGGGAUUUUUUCUUAAACAUAGCAACUAAAACUGUACAAAUUUUUUUUACAUAAAAUAAAGACAUUUGACUUUUGUGGGGGCA